AUGGCUUCCCUCGACCAUAUCGCGACCGUCUUCUCCGAGUACAAGUACGACAAGGAUGUCGGCUUCAAGAAGGUCGAGGGCGUACCUUGCCUGGCCUGUGUUUCGAAUCUCGAUCGCGAUGUCAGCUGCAAGUGUGUCUGGGGCAAUGAACCCGAGUCCUGUGUUCUCUGCGAUCAUUAUGAAAAGCAGUGUGGCUCGAUGCCUCCCCAGCUUCUCGGCGGAGAGGACGACCCUCUUGUUGACCCUACCCUCACUGAACGCCAGUUCUGGCGUAUCCAUGUUGCUCUUGAGGCUUGCGGCGCUGCCUGGCGUGAACUUGAAGGACAUCUCAUGGAUCCGAACAACUCCACCACGAUUUUCCUCCAAGAGCUGGCUUCCACUCGCGAGAUCAUGACUGCCUCCGCCCUCCAGUCUGCUGGUGCCAACUUUUCUCACGACGAACUCCGCGACCGCAUCGUCGCCUCCCAGUCGGCCUACACCCGGGACGACAACUGCGUUGUGACUCUUCGAGAUGCUCUGGCCCGCCUGUCUGUCGCUGAGAACACCGUGGUGCAAUCUGUCCCGGAAGAGGAGGGUGACUGUUUACCUUAUGAUUUCCCCUCCGAGCUCCGAUCCGCCUUGUGGAGCUGGCGUAAUCAUUCGACUCCUACUCCUGUGGUUGUCCACAAUGGCAUGCCUACCAGUGAUUCCCUUGGUCGAGACCGAAACUCCCAUUACGGAUUCUGA
This is a messenger RNA of Fusarium proliferatum ET1, 726 nucleotides long. RefSeq lists its product as uncharacterized. Bases 1 to 726 code for a protein of 241 amino acids. NCBI's taxonomy places the organism in Eukaryota, Fungi, Ascomycota, Sordariomycetes, Hypocreales, Nectriaceae. The transcript has 4 exons. The record is from RefSeq and is a predicted model, not a curated record.